GAGGGGAAUCAAUCUUACGAUCUUGUAGGGAUAAACCCCACGGCCCACGACCGUAGGGAUAAACCCCACGCCCCACGACCUUGGGUGAUAAACCCCGCCAUGGUUUAGUUAACCACUGUGCCAAACCAGCUUAUGAGUAUUGAAACCGUGUAGCGAAGGAGUUAUUAGUGGGUGAGAGAUGGGGAAAGUAAAGUUUUGUAAGCAAAGUGAAUCUACUAUGGAUCUUGAUACUCCUAGUAACAGUCAUUCAGACAGUGACGAUCAAGUUGGGGAAGAGAUUGUAUUUAUAAAGCAGGUGCAAAGUAAUGAAUUGCCAACAUCAGAGGACCAUAGCCCCAAAUCAGCAAAACCCAAUUUUAUUCAGUUGUCUCCCUCCACUCCCUCCCCUUCCUCCACGGUUAAGGGAAAGAAGAAUUCCUGGGAUUUGCACGAGGAGUUGAACUGGCAGUUGGGGAAGACCAAGAAGAAGCGUUCUGGAUCCAAAUCAAAGCACGCGGUAUCUAAUCAUGCGGGGAAGCCCAUGAGCUGUAAACAAAGUAAGUCUGCAAUGAUUGGGUUGCCUGUUGAAGUUAAGACACCUGCCAUGAUUCGAGCUGAGGAGAUCAAGUCCAGUUUGGGAUGUGAAUUUCCUAGCUUUGUAAAACCAUUGGUUCGAUCGAAUGUUUCCAGUUGUUUUUGGAUGGGGCUUUCUGGUCCCUUCAGCAAGUCUCACCUACCUGAAAAGGAUACCUCAGUAAUUUUGGAAGAUGAAAGUGGGGAACAAUUUCAAGUGAAAUACAUUCAAGGAAGGUGGGGACUUAGUGGUGGUUGGAGAAGCUUUGCGAUGGGACACAAAUUGCUCGAGGGUGAUGUCUUGAUCUUUCAGUUAGUUGAACCAAACAAAAUGAAGGUGUACAUUGUAAGGGCCAAUGGUUUGACUGAGGUAGAUGGUGCUCUAAGCCUUCUUAACCUUGAUGCUCACGUCAAACAAGAUGAUACAGAAAAGGACGAUGCAGAUGAUGGAACAAUAGCUCUGGAUAACAAGAAGAGGAAGCGUCCAAUCUCUCUUCAACUUGCUAUAGUCAAGAAGAACAAGAAGGCAAGCCUCCAAAAAUCAGUUCCUAAACUCACAGAAUCCGUUGUGCAACUUGAAAAUGGUUGCGAAGAGGUUGGUUCAGAACCUCUCAUCGGUCCCAGAUUCUCUAGCUCUACAAUUCGUAUCUGGGAUGUCAAAAGCUUUAAACACUUCAAUAUUUUGGUUGAUGGGUUGUCCAUAGAUUCAGAGAUUCCGAAACAUAUACGGGUCAAGUACUUCAACCUCUGCCAGAGUAGAAGAGCAUUCCUUCAUGCACGGCUUUUCCAUGGCCUUAACAUUAAGUUGGUUUCUGGUAUUAUUUCUGAGAUUGUCAAUAUAGCUGAUGCCAUAAGAGCAUGUACGCUCACAACUUCUCGGAACAAAUUUGAAGUGUGGGAAAAAAGCUUGAAGUCUUUUGAGCUCGUGGGAAUGAAUGUCGGUUUUUUAAGUGCUCGGUUACGGCGCCUUCUUAGCCUUGCUAUUAAAACAGAGGUUGACGUGGAUGUCAAGAAGUACGUAGAGGCUAAAACUAGAAAAGUUCAAGCGGAUGAUGAGAUACGAAAGCUCAAGGCUAAGGUUGUUGAGCUGAAGGUGGCAUCCAGAAAGUUGGGUGCAUUUAUCAAGGCUCUAAAAUCUAAGGUUGAGGGCUAUGAACACAAGUUCCAGGAAGAAGUUGAUGCUCCAUGGUAGUUUCUGCUCUAUGGCUUUAUCUUCUGUAUGAUGUUAAUGUUUUUGUAAUGGUAAUGCUCCCCGGCAAUACCUUCUGAAUUAUGUUGUUAUGUUUUUGUAUCCUAGUCCAUGAUGUGUGGCGGGAAAAGGUGGGAAAAAACUAUGUUUUUUCAUAGCAACCGGCCAACCAUGUAGUUAUGUAUCUAGUGAUCUUACAUGAAGGCAAUGGUGCCUAAUAAGAACCUUGUCUUGCUAGGUUA
Molecule: messenger RNA, 1983 nt
Organism: Rhododendron vialii
Lineage: Eukaryota; Viridiplantae; Streptophyta; Magnoliopsida; Ericales; Ericaceae
Product: B3 domain-containing protein Os01g0234100-like
Exons: 7
Coding region: 179-1744 (521 amino acids)
Molecular function (GO): DNA binding
Source: RefSeq, a predicted model, not a curated record